Messenger RNA from Cladophialophora carrionii CBS 160.54, 1320 nucleotides. RefSeq lists its product as uncharacterized. The coding region runs from base 1 to 1320 and encodes 439 amino acids. The transcript has a single exon. The record is from RefSeq and is a predicted model, not a curated record. Lineage: Eukaryota; Fungi; Ascomycota; Eurotiomycetes; Chaetothyriales; Herpotrichiellaceae.
AUGUCGACCCUACACUCAUCCAAUCCACACCCAAGCCAAUACAACGCCCAUAAUGAUGGUCAUUAUCCACCUGGACAACAGCAUGGAGAUCCAAACCAAUACGAUGCGAACGACUAUGAUGAUUAUUACCCCAGCCGCGGGAAUCAGCACAUGCCAGGCCAUUUCGACGACGGCGAGUAUGACGAAGAUGAUGACCUUGAGUGGGGCCCAGACUCAGAGGGAAACGGACAAUACGGACACGGGCAAUUCGGACACAGCACAAGAUUGCCAGGUGGUUGGGACGACGAAGAGGAAGAUUUGCCCGGGGAGGAAGAACAUCACUUGCCUCGCCCGAUACGCCCUGAGCCCAUGCGCCAUGAGCCGGACCACGAUGAGGCGGAGUUUGAGGGGCAGGAGCACUAUGAGGCGGAGGAUGAGGAGCAGGAGCACUUUCCACCGCAGCACACUGUACCGCAGCACCCUGACCCUAAGCUAGAUUUGGACUGGCCGGAGGACGCUUCGUCGUCGGACCCUUGGUCGUCCCACCCUUCGACGUUGCCCUCUAGACAGCAGCCUGGGUCGCCGCAACCUGGGCCGUCGCACCUGGGGCCGUCGCACCUGGGGCCGUCGCACCUGGGGCCGUCGCACCUGGAGCCGACGCCGCAACCUGGGCCGUCGCGUCCUAGGCCGGACACGACUAUUGCCGACGACCCAACAUUCAAAGACAACUCUCAUCACACCACGCCCGCGAACAAUCAGCCGCCCAAACAACAGAAUAUCCCACCAUACCAGGCCGGUCAGAAUCGCCGCCCCUUCCCUAAGAAGGCCCCCUUCGCAGCCGCUCCCACAGCCUCCGCUGGGGGCCCCGCCGACAAAUUCCGCCACGGAAGGGCGAUGAAAACCUUCAAGCCGAUGAGCGACGCAAUCACCGACUUGGCAACCCGGUUCUACCACAUCUCGGGCAAACCCAAGGCAACACUCGCAUUCCAGAAAGCCGAACCAGAGAUGAAGACCAUCCAGAGCCUGCGCCUAAAGCUUGAGGAGCAAUGCAAGGCUGCUGACAAGGCCUUUGAAUCCUCAAUGGGAGGGUCCUCGUCUCACCAGGGCUCAGCAAUGGCCGAGCAACCCGUCCAGGACGUGUCGGCGAUCAUGAAGACGAUUUUCAGCUUCAAGCAGCCAAUCACAAACAUGCAAAAGCACUUGAAACAGGUCGUCGAGGAGAUGGGCCCCGUCGACAGAUACAGGCUGUUCCAAAGAGAGAACCCAAUCAUAACCAAGUUGAUGGAACAGGUGGCCUUCACGGGCGUCAAGCUCUUCAUCCCGUCGGUUCAUAUUAUCUAG